Rangifer tarandus platyrhynchus (Svalbard reindeer) is the source of this 567-nucleotide messenger RNA. Lineage: Eukaryota; Metazoa; Chordata; Mammalia; Artiodactyla; Cervidae. The record is from the annotation of a GenBank genome assembly.
AUGAGUUCUUUCCCGUGGGUGAUCGCUGCCUCCGCCCCCAGGGCUGUGCCGGCUCCGCGCCGGAUAACUGAGGACAGCUUCAGGUUCUCGCCUCCAGCCCGCCUUCCCUCUGCACAGGUACCAAUUAUCUCACAGAAUUACAGACCCAGGGGCUGCAGGAAAGGCCACCCCAUCCGUGGCCUGAGGGUGGGUUCUUGUCUGACGCUUGGAAAUGAGUCGUCUGAGGAGAUACACGAGCUGAAAAAGCAAGAGACCUUACUGGAAGGGGUGCCCAGGCGGAGAGCCGCCGAGCGAGAGAACCCAGGCGGACUGCUCCGGCACGUGACUCGCAGUCUGGUUCUUCGGCCAGUCGUUCUGACUCAGGAUCCUUCCCGCGGCUGCGCACGUUGCUCCGCCAAGAUGGACGUCAGCGAGGAGGAUUCUGGGAGGUGGAAAGACAUGGGUGCCUCCUUUGGCCUUUGCUUGAACUCUUUGGUUGGUGGCGGCUUAGUAAUUCUGUGUUCUUUACCAGGACUUCCUGUUAGCAAAGAACUCAAGCAAAUGAUUAGUAUGGUGCCGCCAGGGUGA